ACAAGUCGGUAGCGAUGUGAGUCGGACGCCAGCUGUUGUUAUGCUGUACGCUUCUUGUCUUCGCGCUCUUUCGCGCCACGAGCGGCGAAUUUGGGCCAAGCACGAGUACUUUGUACCCUUUCUGACUCGCUCAUAAUCGUAUCGGCCGUCCUCUUCAGCAUUUUCACUCUAGAAUCGUAAUAUAAUAGUAUAACUUGUCAUUGAUGUAAUCACUAAUCAGUUCAAUGUUUACAUUGUGCUCGUAUCAACCUAUGAAAUGUCAUUACGCUCUGAAUAAUCGGUCGCACCGGUGGUUCGGUGUUAGCAAGAUAUUAUGGAUACUAAAGAGUUCGUGAUAAGGUUAUAAUUAACCAAAAUGCCUGUGCUUCGUAACGCUGACAGUCCCGCUUCGAAAGCAACCAAUUCUGUGGCAGUACGAUACGGUGUAGCGGUCCUUGGAGCAUGGGCCGCAGAGACAGCUACGUAUCCGUUCGACCUAACAAAGACAAGGCUACAAAUACAGUCCGAAGUAGCUGCAGCCAAGCAUGGGUACAAGUUGGAGAAUCACGGAAUGAUAAAAACAGCUGUUGGCAUUGCGAAGCAGGAAGGUGUCUUGAAGCUUUGGAGCGGUCUCAUGCCAAUGUUCCAACGACACGCCAUAUACUCUGGCAGUCGGCUCAUAUUCUAUGAACACUUCCGUAAUGCUUUUAAGGACGCUAAUGGGAAGGUCUCGUUGGGAGCCGCUUCUAUAGGUGGGUUGGCCGCUGGGUCGCUGGCUCAAUUGAUCGCAUCACCAACUGACUUGGUGAAAGUACAGAUGCAAGCGGAAGGGCGUCGGAUACUGCAAGGAAAACCCCCGCGUUUUGCCAAUUGCAGGCAGGCAUAUGCGAUGCUCUAUUCGGAAUCCGGCAUUAAAGGUUUUUGGAGAGGUGCCGUACCUAACGUGCAGCGUGCUGCUCUCGUCAACAUGGGAGACCUGGCAGCUUACGACUACACUAAGCAGUUCCUAAUGCGCGAGUUCGGUAUGGCGGACACCGCGGCCGUGCACGCCACGGCCGCUUUCGCCGCCGGCUUCGUAGCUGCUGUCGUGGGCACGCCCGCGGACGUGCUCAAAACACGCCUCAUGAACCAACCGGUGGGACCAGACGGAAGAGGUACGCUGUACCGCGGGAUGAUCGAUUGUCUGCAGCAGUCUGUUAAAAAUGAAGGAAUAUUGUCAUUAUAUAAAGGGUUCCUACCCCUCUGGAUGCGGCUCGGUCCAUGGGCUUUAAUAAAUUGGAUAGCUUUUGAAAACAUCAUGCUUGCUAUUGGAGGUAACACUUUUUAAAUCGCAAAAUGAUGAGUUUAUAUAAUUAUUUACAUGAGGUUUGAAUAAUCGUUACUAGUUUUAGCUAUAACGCUUAUAAUUUUAACAAGGACAAUUAGUAAUUUUUUUAAAGUUGUUAAUUUAUAUCUAUUGGUUGUUGAAUUGUUUUAUUUUAAAAAUUAUUUAGAACUAUAAUUGAUCAAAAGUAAUUCACACAGACAUCCUAUGGUAAGCUUAAUCUCAUACAACAAAACAACACGUAGUAAGGACAAUAUGUAAAAAAUAAAUGCUUAAUAAAUGCUUAGUGCAAUC
Messenger RNA from Melitaea cinxia (Glanville fritillary), 1597 nucleotides. It is a transcript of the gene Ucp4A, whose product is annotated as mitochondrial uncoupling protein 4. The record is from RefSeq and is a predicted model, not a curated record. Gene Ontology annotation, biological process: response to cold. Lineage: Eukaryota; Metazoa; Arthropoda; Insecta; Lepidoptera; Nymphalidae. The transcript is spliced from 7 exons. Bases 356 to 1306 code for a protein of 316 amino acids.